Trichoplax adhaerens is the source of this 942-nucleotide messenger RNA. RefSeq lists its product as uncharacterized. The record is from RefSeq and is a predicted model, not a curated record. Gene Ontology annotation, cellular component: apical part of cell. The transcript is spliced from 6 exons. NCBI's taxonomy places the organism in Eukaryota, Metazoa, Placozoa, Uniplacotomia, Trichoplacea, Trichoplacidae. Gene Ontology annotation, biological process: protein secretion; negative regulation of protein ubiquitination. Bases 1 to 942 code for a protein of 313 amino acids.
AUGGCAACAGAUGUUAUCGUCUCCAAACUCCCGUUUCAUGCUGGUAUUACAUUAGCAGCAACAACAUAUAAAUCGUUACACAGUAACAGUAAUAUCAAUCGAUCCGUUAAAAAAGCAACUACCAAAAAUCGUCGUCGUAAAGGAACGCGAAAGCCACUGAGCAAAUCAAGCGAAAGUGUCACACGAAAAGGCUCCAAUUCAAUCGACAAUGGAAACAAUUGCGAAAUAAUUUAUCAGAGUGGCGAAGAAACGCUACACAGUGAGUCCUCUAUUGAAGUUAUUGAUGUUAAUAAAGGGCAAGAAACUAUUAAAUCUGCAAAGAGUAAGGGUCGAUUAAUUAGCAGGGGAAUAAAAUCUGCUACCAAAGAUCCAAGAGAGAAUCGAAAAUCCUCUAAGAAGCAUAAGACUAAACUAAAACUAACAAACAGAAUAAAAACAGUUCAAAAUUUUACCGAUAUUAACUCCAACGAUAUUAAGAUAAAAAUUCAAAAAAUAACAAAAGGAAUCUCAGAUUUACACACAAGUCAGCUAAAAACGAAAGAUUAUGGUAUCAAGUCAAAUAUCAAUUCCACUAUAACCCUACCACAGAUUCCGAAAGUUAUACAAGCGUCUAAUGCAUCCGGAAAGAAGCUACCACAAUCACGUAUUUAUUUAUCUGAGAAACAAAGUAAAGGUCUACAUGAAGGCAUUAGCGCAGCACCGCCGUGUACACCUGAAAAUGAAUUUGCUAAGAAUUUUUUGUAUAUUCCUUCGUUAUCGGAUAUUAGGAGCCAGCGAGCUAUUAAGAAUAGAUUGAUUAAGCUGCAAAAAAUUUAUAACGAGAAGGAAGAAAAAGAGAAAAUGCGACAAUUGCAAUCUGAAGAAAACACUAAAAAGAAGUCCAAAAUAAAUAGUACUAAUCAAUUAAAAAGUUGGCAGAGAAUGCAGGAAAGCAAUUUAUAA